Molecule: messenger RNA, 14024 nt
Organism: Cotesia glomerata
Lineage: Eukaryota; Metazoa; Arthropoda; Insecta; Hymenoptera; Braconidae
Gene: rg
Product: neurobeachin
Exons: 46
Coding region: 1626-11894 (3422 amino acids)
Biological process (GO): intracellular protein localization
Cellular component (GO): membrane; cytosol
Molecular function (GO): protein kinase binding
Source: RefSeq, a predicted model, not a curated record
AGAGGCGCACCCUACUCGGAUCGUACCGGGUGUAUCUGCUAGUCAUACGUUGGCCCACCGAGAGCGAAUGUCCUUUCGCGCGCUAUUCUUCACUGAUUAGUCCACGUUGAGCUACAACAAUUCCUUUUUUGAUCGAUUUCUUACGUAUUUAGUGACCUAUUAAUUGGAAUCAAUCAUCAUGCCUCACUAUUUACAACCGCGGCACUUGGACUUAGACUUUUGCUAAACGUCAGUAAUCACACAAUUAGUGCAAUAGGUAUUAGCAAUCAGGACAACUGUGAUGUAACAUCAAAGACAGCAGUGUCAAAUUAUUCUGACGAAGAAUACCCCCGCAAUCAGAGUAAUGAAAUUGAUGAGUUAUUAAUAAUCAGUGAUGAGUGGAGUGUAAACGUGUGUUGGAUGCCUAAGUCCAGUGUACUAAAGCGCAUGGUGGGCUCAAUGGGAUCACCCCUUGUAGUGAUAUCACCCGGAGAAGAGUCAACAUUAUCAGCAGCUGUGCUACAAUCAGUUUCAUCGGUGGUAGUAUCGUUAUCAUUAGCUUCACAUUAUCCAUCAAGCAAACAUCAACAACUACUGUUGAAACAACAACAGCAUCAUCACAGGCCACAUCAACAAAGUCAGCGUCAGCUACCUCGUUACCACAACCAGCUGCACCACAAGGAACGUCAUCAGUGUGUCAUUGACACAAUUACAUGGUGAUUACUCCCAUUGUGUUGGUUAAAAAGUUAUAAACAAUUGGAUCUUAAACAACUCACUUAAAUAUGGAUACUAUUCUGAUAAUAGGGAUCUGCUUCCUUUGCUACGAAUUCUGUGAUCUAAUCAGACGUUACACCACGCCGAUAACCACCAACUCUCAAGAUUUUCGAUCAUCGACCCCUCCGCCACGCAUUUACUCCAUUUCUCACAAGAUAUCUCAAAAUUCAGCAAAAUGCUGUUCUCAGUAAACUUUUAGGAGUGUGACUUUGAAUUCUGUGCUGAUUGAUUACUGCCGAUUGAUCAGAAGAGAGCUAAAUGUAAUAAUGAACAGGAAGCAAGGGGUUUAAAGUUCACUGCUUUGUCUCGUGAGUGAUAUUGAAUGAGCCUGUAAACUAAGUGAAACUACUCGGAAGUGAGUGCUGACAUUCUCCGCUCAGUUUAGUCCGUGGAGCUUUUAGUCUAAUGAUAGAGUGAUUUUGAGUUUGUCGAGGAAUUUAAUCUUACUUAUCAAUUGUAUUUUAAAUUCAACAAAACGGAUACGACACUUUUAAAGAAUCAUUUUAAUGAUGUUUGCUUUUCCAUUGAUGGUAAAGGAACUUCUUAUUUCAGUAAUACCGGCUUACUUUUGGCGAAAUGAUUCGGGGCUUGAGUAUAAAAUCUGAUUGUGUUUAAUGAAACACUUGAAGUGCUUUUAUUCGUUUGAUUAGAAAUUUAUUGGAUCUGGUGUAAGUGUUUUUCGAUUGUACACUGUUCAUUGCUCAUUGUUUGAUGAAGGUCAAUGAUCUCCAAUGCAAUGGAAGAUUAAAUGAUGAUGAUGCGCUAGCUUGCAGAAUGUGAAACUCCGCAUUUGAUGAUGAAACUUUGCUGGGUGACCAGAUCAUAAAAUUGCUGAAAGUAACUGAGCUUAAUAUACAUAUAUAUCUAGAGGCAUGGACUCACUUGAGCGAUUGAUGAGUUCAGCGCCUCAUUCUUCAGCCUUACCAGCGGCUUUUCGUACGCAAAAUGCCUUUGUCCAAGCAAGUUUGUGUUCAGUUAUUGGGCGAAAGGGACGUCAUUUGACGGGCACCUUUUGCCUGACUGGUGAUACUAUGGAAGGCAUCAUUCAGUGUCUUGUUUUCCUGAAAGCCUUUUCGCUCGUCGGGGGUGAGUUUGACAUGGAGCUAAAUUUCGUCAUCCAAGAUGCUCAGAACAUCAGACAUAUGUUGGAGCUGUUGGAUCAUUGUCCGCCAAAUCUUCAGGCGGAAAUAUGGAGUGUCUUCAUCGCGAUUUUGAGAAAAAGCGUGAGAAAUUUACAAGCAUGCACAGAUGUCAGUCUUAUAGAGCACGUUCUCCAUCGUUUAUCUCGUGCAGAAACAGUUGUUGCAGAUUUAUUGAUCGAUAUGCUGGGUGUGCUUGCAAGCUACAGUAUCACAGUUAAAGAAUUGAAAUUGCUCUUCGGUGCAAUGAAAGCCAUCAAAGGAAAAUGGCCGAGGCAUUCUGCUAAAUUGCUAAACGUACUUCGCCAGAUGCCACAGCGUAAUGGACCAGAUGUAUUUUUCAGUUUUCCCGGAAGAAAAGGAUCCGCUAUUGUAUUACCACCAAUGGCGAGAUGGCCACAUGAAAGUGGUUUCACGUUUACCACGUGGUUCCGACUCGACCCUAUCAACUCAGUCAAUAUCGAGAGAGAAAAGCCUUACCUUUACUGUUUCAAAACAAGUAAAGGAGUUGGAUACUCAGCCCAUUUCGUUGGCAACUGUUUGGUCCUUACUUCAAUGAAAGUCAAAGGCAAGGGCUUCCAACACUGUGUUAAAUAUGAAUUCCAACCUAGAAAGUGGUAUAUGAUUGCGAUAGUGUAUAUAUACAACAGAUGGACAAAAAGCGAGAUAAAAUGUCUGGUAAAUGGUCAAUUAGCUUCAAGUACCGAAAUGGCCUGGUUCGUGUCAACAAAUGACCCAUUUGAUAAAUGUUACAUCGGUGCGACGCCGGAGGUUGAUGAAGAGCGUGUGUUUUGUGGCCAGAUGAGCGCCAUUUAUCUAUUCAGUGAAGCUCUUACGACGCAUCAAAUUUGUGCGAUGCACAGAUUAGGACCUGGAUACAAAAGUCAAUUCCGGUUUGACAACGAGUGCUACCUGAAUCUACCCGACAAUCACAAAAGGGUGAGUGAUGAGCUGGAUAAUUCGAGCAUGGUCGACCAAAGUAUGCAAACUGUACUGUAUGACGGUAAGCUGUCCAAUGCAAUUGUGUUCAUGUACAAUCCAGUGGCGACAGAUUCUCAAUUAUGUUUACAAAGCGCGCCAAAGGGUAACGUCUCCUACUUUGUCCAUACACCACACGCGCUCAUGUUACAGGAUGUCAAGGCUGUUAUAACACAUUCCAUACACAGUACAUUGAAUUCCAUCGGCGGAAUCCAAGUAUUAUUCCCAUUAUUUUCACAAUUAGACAUGUCAUAUGACUGCAUCGCGCCCAAUGAUAUCAAACGCGAUCCAAUGUUAUGUUCAAAACUAUUAGGAUUUAUUUGCGACUUGGUAGAAACUUCGCAGACUGUGCAACAACACAUGGUACAAAAUCGUGGCUUUUUAGUCAUCAGUUUCAUGUUGCAACGUGCGAGUCGUGAGCAUCUAACGACAGAAGUUCUCGGAUCUUUUUUGGAACUCACUAAGCAUCUUGUUACUUGUCUCAGUGCUAACAGUGAUUUACUAUUAAAGCAGAUGUUUUACUUUUCAUUCCUGACAUGGCAGUUACUGGACCACGUGCUCUUCAACCCUGCCCUGUGGAUUUACACCCCCGCUCCAGUACAAACGAGGCUUUAUUCUUAUCUGGCUACUGAAUUCCUCAGUGAUACGCAAAUUUACUCUAACGUACGUCGCGUGUCUACAGUUCUUCAGACUGUUCAUACCCUCAAGUAUUACUACUGGGUCGCUAAUCCACGAGCUAAGAGUGGAAUAACUCCCAAGGGUCUAGAUGGACCACGCCCGCAGCAGAAAGACAUCCUGACAAUUCGCUCAUACAUUCUGCUGUUCCUCAAGCAACUAAUAAUGAUAGGAAACGGUGUGAAAGACGACGAGCUGCAAUCGAUUCUAAAUUACCUGACAACAAUGCACGAGGACGAGAACCUCCACGACGUGCUUCAGAUGCUGAUAUCUUUAACAUCAGAGCACCCGUCCUCAAUGGUACCCGCAUUUGACUCAAAACAAGGAGUCCGAACAAUCUUCAAGCUGUUGGCUGCUGAAAGCCAAUUGAUCCGUCUACAAGCUCUCAAACUCCUUGGAUUUUUUCUCUCUCGCAGUACUCACAAGCGCAAGUACGAUGUAAUGAGUCCCCAUAACCUCUACACGCUUCUCUCCGAGCGACUGUUGUUAAACGAAGAAACCCUGCUUCUACCAACCUACAACGUGCUCUAUGAAAUAAUGACCGAACAUAUAAGUCAGCAUAUUCUCUACACUCGUCAUCCGGAACCAGAAUCCCACUAUCGACUGGAGAACCCGAUGAUUUUAAAAGUUGUCGCUACGCUUAUUCGUCAGUCCAAACAAACGGAACAAUUAUUGGAAGUUAAGAAGCUGUUCCUGUCAGACAUGACUCUCCUCUGCAACAAUAACAGAGAGAAUCGUCGCACUGUUUUACAGAUGUCUGUCUGGCAAGAAUGGUUGAUUGCCAUGGCGUACAUACACCCAAAAAACACUGAAGAGCAGAAAAUAUCAGACAUGGUUUACUCGUUGUUUAGAAUGCUGCUUCAUCAUGCGAUCAAGCACGAGUAUGGAGGCUGGCGGGUCUGGGUUGACACUCUGGCUAUUGUACAUUCUAAAGUUUCUUAUGAAGAGUUUAAACUCCAGUUUGCUCAGAUGUACGAGCACUAUGAGAGACAGAGGUCGGAUAAUAUUACAGACCCAGAAGUCAGACAGCAGAGACCUAUUAGCACUAUUUCUGGGUGGGAUCAACAGCACGUGACUAGCAAUGGAAAUGCUAUCAAUGGUAAUGGAGCUAUUGAAAAUGGUGAUGAAGGGUAUAGAAAUUGGAAUGAGGAUCAUGCUAUUGAGAGAAAUUAUAAGGAGUAUGAUGCCAUUGAGGCUAAUGAAGUUGAGUCUAAUGAAAGAUUGGAAGAAACUUGUAGUUGUGAUUUAAAUUCUAUUGAUAAUACGGAAGAUAGUGAGGGAAGUCCAUCGAUUGCUGUCAAGUCCAGAGAUGUUGUCUCUAUUGAUUCCAGGCUCAGUGAGAUGGAGAAGAUUGAUAGUUGUGUUAUCGGUAAUCAUGUGGGAGAAGAUGAAUGUGCUAAGGAGGAGGAAGAGGAGAAAGAAAAGGAAAGGGAGGUGGAAGGGAAGGAAGAUGGAGAUGAUUUGGAGGUUAAGAUUGAGAAGAUUGUUCAGGAUAAGGUUGAAGAAGAGAAAGAUGAUAAGAAGGUAGACAGUAAGGAAAGUGAAAAAGAUGUUGUAGGAGUUGAGGAAGUAGUUGAAGAAGUUAGAGAAAAAAGUGAAGAAGUUCCGGAGGAAAUAAAAGAGGCUAAGGAAAUUAAAGUAGAGGCUGAAGAAGUUAAAGAAAUUGAAGUUAAAAAAGUUGAAGUUCAAGAUGAUAUUGAUGAUAAAGAUAUUAAAAAUGAUGACAAUCAAACAGAUGUAAUUGAUAGUAAAAAUAUUGAUAAUGAUAAUACUAAAAAUAAUGAAGCUGUAAAAGAAAAAAUUGAGGAUAAUUUAGUUGAAGAAGAGAAAGAAAUUAAUGAAAUAAAUGUAAGUAAUGUAGUAGAAGAAAUUGAUGUAGAAAAGAAUGAAAUUAAAGAGCAAGAAUCAAAUGAGGUGGGAUUAAAAGUAGAAAGUAAUGAAGUUGCUGAUGAAGAAAAAAAAGAAAUUAGUGAUUUUAAAGAGGGUAAUGAUGCGGUUGAUUCGAUUGAUAAUGUAAAUAAGGAUGUUGAUGAAAAUAAAGAAGAAGAUGUUAAAGAAAAUAAAGUGGAUAUAGUGGAUAAAAGUAAUGAUGGAGACAAAGCAGAAGAAAGCAAAGAACAAAAGGAAAAAGAAAAAGAAGAAAGUAAAGGUGAAGAAAUAGUAGUGACAGAAACUGAUAAUGAAGCUGAUAAAGAAGAUUUAGUGGAUAAAAACGACAAGACUGAAAAAUUCGAUGACACAGUCGAUGAUACUUUGGGUUCUAAAAGUAUCGAUUGCUCAACUAGCGUAAUUAAAAGCACUGACAAUUGUACGAGUGUAAAAAGUGACGGAGAAGAUAAAUUAAAAGGUGAUGUAAUAAAUAGUGAGAGUGAAGAGGAUAAAAUUGAGGAAGAAAAGGAGAAGGAAAAAGAGGAAGAAAAGAAAGAAAAGGAUGUGAAAGAAGUUGAGGGUGAAGGUGAUAAAGUAGAGGUAAAGGAAGUGGAAAAAGAAGAGCAAGAUAAACAAGAAGAAGGAGAAGUGAAGAAGGAGGAGAAAGCGGUGGAUGAAGAAAAUAUAUAUAAAGAAGAAGUGGAGACGAGUAAGGAAGAACAUUCAAGCGAACCGUCCAAUAUUUCUACUAGUAUAAGUGAAACAAUCGUACCAGUAACCGAGGAUGUAGAAAUAAAUGAUAUUAAUAAUAGUAAAAAUGUUAAUAUGAAUACAGUUAAAGUAGAUGAUGAUAAUAUGCAAGUGCCAAAUACUACACAAACAGAACUUCAACAACCAAUAACAACAAUAUCAACGGUCUGUGAUGCUACUAAAAGGUUAUCCGAUGGUGUACCUCAAGUUAUUUCUAGUGUGCUCGCAAUAGACAAUCCUCUGAAUUCAAGUGUCAAUGAUGUACAGUUAAGUACUAUAACUGCUGAUGUUGCUGUCGACCAUGAGCACGUUGAUCCGCAUCGCAGGUCUAGUCUACCGAAUGUGACAACCUCUGAAGCUGAUACUGACCCAAAUAGUGCUGGUGUCAGUGCUAAUGCUGAUGAGUCUGUUGUUCUUAACGGUGAUACUAAACGAACGGUUAAUAUGCCCAGUAAAAAAAUUUCUUCGCCACAAAAAAGACCACGCAGUGCCUCGACUUCCACCCAAGUAGAUCCCAAUCAUUUUGAAUCUAAAAGAGCAAAACAAGGUAAUGGAACUAAUCGGCCCAUGUUCAGUCCAGGACCAAGCCGACCGCCAUUUAGGAUACCCGAAUUUAAAUGGUCUUACAUACAUCAGAGAUUGCUGUCUGAUGUUCUAUUUUCACUUGAGACGGAUAUUCAAGUUUGGCGAAGUCAUUCAACAAAAUCAGUAUUGGAUUUUGUGAAUAGCAGUGAAAAUGCAAUUUUUGUGGUGAAUACCGUGCAUUUAAUUUCACAAUUGGCGGAUAAUUUGAUAAUUGCCUGCGGCGGGUUACUGCCAUUAUUGGCGUCAGCAACAUCACCGAAUAGUGAACUUGAUGUAAUUGAGCCAACACAAGGUAUGCCAAUCGAGGUAGCAGUGUCAUUCCUUCAAAGACUAGUUAAUAUGGCCGAUGUACUUAUAUUCGCGAGUUCACUUAAUUUCGGCGAGCUUGAAGCCGAAAAAAAUAUGUCUAGUGGUGGAAUUUUGCGACAGUGUUUACGUCUGGUCUGUACUUGUGCUGUUAGAAACUGCUUAGAGUGUAAAGAGCGUGGCAGAACUUACAGCAUGUUAGGUCGUCAAAUCGGUACUAGUAAUAAAUCACAGCACUUACAAUCUCUUAUACGUGGAGCACAGACAUCACCGAAGAACAUUGUAGAUAAUUUAACGAAUCAAUUGAGUCCAGUAAAAGAUCCCGAAAAACUACUACAGGAUAUGGAUGUGAAUCGUUUGAGAGCUGUUAUUUACAGAGAUGUUGAAGAAACUAAACAGGCACAGUUUCUGUCUCUGGCGAUAGUUUACUUCAUCUCUGUACUAAUGGUAUCUAAAUAUCGCGACAUUCUCGAGCCACCGAUUUCACAACGUCCACCGAGUCCUGUUCAAACAAUCCAGACCAAUGGAACUAAUAUUCGCCCGGCGAGCCCUACAGGAGACGGUAACGGUGGUGGAGGAGGUCGGCCUCUGUUUCCACAGUGGUCUCACCACGUGUAUCCUCAGUUCCUUCCGGGUACUCACCCCAACGCCAAUGCAAAUCUAAACGCCAACCACCAUCACAUCAGCCAGCACCACCACCAGCACCCGCUACCACCACCGACUGCCAGGCACUCAAAUCGCCAGAAUCCCUCAAAAUAUUACAUUCCGAACCAUCAUACUAAUCAUUACAAUAACCAUCAUCACCAUCAUCCGAAUAACAAUUACAAUAACUACCAUCGUCACCACUACUACCACCAUCAUAACAAUAAUAAUAAUAAUAACAAUAACAACAAUAACAACCACUAUCACGCGCUUCAAAAGCAUAACGAGCCCCGAAACCUUUAUCAUAGAAAUUCAGGUGUCGGUCUGCAAGAAAGCGGAGGAAUAAUGAGUCAAUCUGGUUCCCAAGAUGAUGGAGAAUAUGAAGUUAUUAUUGUUGAUGAAAAUAAUUCGAGCAUACUUGCUGAUCAUGAUGUCACUUCUUCUGGGCCACCAUCGACUAAGGGAGGUCACAGUGGUGUACCUCGAUCACAACCUAUUCUCGAGGAUUACAACACCACAUCUGAACCGUCUAUUGGUUCUUCAAAACGUCCCGAAGUACCAAGAUUAACAACCAAGAGCAAUGAUUCAAGUGAAGAAGCUAUGCAUCGCAGUAAUUUGACUACUGACCCAAGUCCAUCGAAUAUUACAACAGACAACGAAAACAGACAUAAUUCAUCGGAGGAAGCUUGGACAGACGUUAAUCUUAACGAAGAUGCUGAUACUAUACAAAUUAAUAAUUCACGUGAUGAUCCACGUAAUAUUCACAACAUUACACAUUCUCAUGGUAACCAAGAUAAUGAAGGAAAUGUAUUGGAACAAGAGACACUGGGUGACGCAGAACGCGGUGAAAAACCAACAGGUGAAAUAUCUGUUGUACGAAUACCCGAUCGGUUGGUAAUGACAUCAGCAUCCCCACGUCCAGAUGAUCUACCGAUCAAGAGCCUGGUGGAGCAUUUACCCGUGCCAACGCCGUCACGCGAAGCAUCGCUGACACAAAAACUGGAGAUGGCCCUCGGCUCUGUCUGUCCACUGCUGCGUGAAAUAAUGGUCGACUUUGCGCCGUUUUUAUCUAAAACCCUUGUCGGUUCACACGGCCAAGAAUUACUUAUGGAAGGCAAAGGGUUAACGACAUUUAAAAAUAGUAAUUCUGUCGUCGAACUUGUCAUGCUGCUCUGCUCACAGGAAUGGCAAAAUUCACUGCAAAAACACGCCGGGCUGGCUUUCAUUGAAUUGAUCAACGAAGGAAGACUAUUGUCACACGCAAUGAAAGAUCACAUUGUUCGAGUUGCCAACGAAGCUGAGUUCAUUCUUAAUCGUAUGCGUGCUGAUGACGUUCUUAAGCAUGCUGAUUUUGAGUCUCAAUGCGCUCAAACUCUCUUAGACCGCAGAGAAGAAGAAAGAAUGUGCGAUCAUUUAAUAACCGCAGCACGAAGACGUGACAAUGUCAUUGCCAGUCGUUUACUUGAAAAAAUACGUAACAUACUAUCGAAUAAGCAUGGUGCGUGGGGAUACAUGGAUCCCAUGGCAGCUAAACUGACGGAAUUCUGGAAAUUGGACGCUUGGGAAGAUGAUGCUCGGCGACGCAAGCGAUUCGUCCACAAUCCCUUGGGUUCGAGCCAUCCCGAAGCGACUCUGAAAGCUGCUCUGGAACAUGGUGCUCCAGAAGACGCGAUUCUUCAAGCACGCGAAGAAUUUCACGCUCAUCUUGCGGCUUCGCGUGCUCACCAACAGCAACUCCAGUCCGCGGAUCUUAUGGACGACAGUGAAUUACUGUCUGACGAUAGGGAUCUUGACAAUGAUUUGACUGGACCAAUAAACAUCAGCACCAAGGGGAAAAUAAUAGCUCCAGGAAUCGUAGCGCCAGGAAUAAUUUCCAUAACAUCCACGGAGCUGUACUUUGAGGUCGACGAGGACGAUAUUGAGUUUAAAAAAAUCGACAGUGAGGUACUCAAAUACUGCGACCACCUUCAUGGCAAGUGGUACUUUUCCGAGGUCCGUGCUAUUUUUUCACGGCGGUACCUUUUACAGAAUGUCGCCAUUGAAAUUUUCCUUGCAAGUCGGACGUCAAUACUGUUUGCAUUCCCGGAUCAGAUGACAGUGAAGAAGGUGAUCAAAGCUUUACCACGUGUUGGAGUAGGCAUCAAAUAUGGAAUUCCACAGACUAGGAGGGCUUCUAUGAUGUCACCGCGGCAGCUUAUGAGGAAUUCAAAUAUGACGCAAAAAUGGCAACGAAGGGAGAUUUCUAAUUUUGAAUAUUUGAUGUUCCUUAAUACUAUUGCUGGUCGUACAUACAAUGAUUUAAAUCAGUAUCCAGUGUUCCCGUGGGUACUAACUAAUUAUGAGACUAAAGAACUGGAUUUGAGUUUACCCAGCAAUUAUCGAGAUUUAUCAAAGCCAAUUGGAGCACUAAAUCCCAGUCGACGAGCUUACUUUGAAGAGCGUUUCCAAAGUUGGGAUAACGACAGCAUUCCACCGUUCCAUUACGGUACUCAUUACUCCACGGCUGCCUUCGUCCUUAAUUGGCUUAUUCGCGUGGAACCAAUGACUACAAUGUUUCUGGCACUCCAAGGUGGGAAGUUUGAUCACCCAAACAGACUUUUUUCUUCGAUAGCCCUAUCAUGGAAAAAUUGUCAGCGAGAUACAUCUGAUGUGAAGGAAUUAAUACCAGAGUUUUUCUUCUUACCGGAAAUGUUGGUUAAUAGUAAUCGCUAUCGCUUAGGUCGACAAGAAGAUGGAAGUUCUGUUGGUGAUGUUGAAUUACCACCAUGGGCUUCUUCACCCGAAGAAUUUGUCCGUAUUAAUCGCAUGGCAUUAGAGUCAGAAUUCGUAUCGUGUCAACUUCACCAAUGGAUCGAUCUAAUCUUCGGUUACAAACAAAGAGGUCCAGAAGCAGUCAGAGCAACGAAUGUAUUUUAUUAUUUAACUUACGAGGGAAGCGUAGACUUGGAAUCUAUUGUGGAUCCGGUUAUCAGAGAGGCCAUUGAAAAUCAAAUAAGAAAUUUUGGACAGACACCGUCCCAGUUAUUAAUGGAACCGCAUCCACCAAGAAGUUCUGCAAUGCAUUUAUCACCAAUGAUGUUUUCAAGCAUACCAGAUGACGUUUGUAUGACCAUUAAAUUUCCGUCAAACUCACCGAUUUGUCAUAUAUCUGCAAAUACCUAUCCACAGCUACCACUGCCAUCUGUAGUUACUGUUACAACUGGACAACAGUUUGCAGUCAAUCGUUGGAAUACUAACUACGCUGCAUCAGUACAAUCACCCAGCUAUGCAGACACACCACAAGCACAAGCUAUUAAUCAACCAUUAUCAAUGGAUCCUGUUUUGUCACAAACAGCAAAUAGUUCAAACCCGGCAUUAAAGCGACAUUUGGGUGAUAACUUUAGCCAGAAAUUGAAAAUAAGAAGCAACUGUUUCGUAACGACGGUCGACAGCAGAUUUUUGGUAGCAUGUGGCUUCUGGGACAACAGUUUUCGUGUCUUUUCUACUGAAACAGCAAAAAUCGUUCAAAUAGUAUUCGGUCAUUAUGGAGUAGUGACAUGUUUAUCUCGGAGCGAGUGUAACAUUACUUCUGAUUGUUACAUUGCGUCGGGUAGUGCCGAUUGUACAGUACUACUAUGGCAUUGGAAUGCCCGUACGCAGACUAUCGUAGGCGAGAGUGAAGCACCGGCUCCUCGCGCGACUCUGACGGGUCAUGAGCAGCCUGUUACUGCUGUCGUUAUUUCUGCUGAACUUGGUCUUGUCGUAUCUGGCUCCUACUAUGGACCAGUUCUUGUACACACGACAUUUGGUGAUUUACUUCGAUCACUAGAACCACCAAGUGGUUUCAUUUCACCAGAAAACAUAGCGAUGUCUCGUGAAGGUGUUAUUGUUGUCAAUUACGAACGUGGUCAUAUUGCGGCUUAUACUAUCAAUGGAAAACGUUUGCGUCAUGAGUCGCAUAAUGACAAUUUACAAUGUUUGCUAUUGAGUAGAGAUGGUGAAUAUCUAAUGACUGGUGGAGACAAAGGUAUCGUCGAAGUAUGGAGAACAUUUAAUCUAGCAUUAUUAUACGCAUUCCCAACUUGCGAGGGUAGUGUUCGUUCUCUAGCACUUUCUCAUGAUCAAAAAUUCCUAUUAGCUGGGCUCGCUAAUGGUUCAAUAGUAAUAUUCCACAUUGAUUUCAACCGUUGGCACCACGAGUUUCAACAGCGUUACUGAAAUUACGGUUGCCUUUUCGUCCGUUAUUAAAUAAUAAUAACAAUAAAAAUAAUAAAUAAGUACUUAACAGUGAAGAUAAAUCUGCGGGCGAAAAUACUUGGCAAGUAUAAAUAAACAAAAAAAAAGUAUAAAUAAUAAUAGCCGCAAAAUUUUAGAGUAAGUAGGAAAAAUUGUACUUAAUUUUAAAAAUAUUUUUUUCAAUUAAAAUCACACCAGUGAUAUCGGUUAAGUACUUAGUAAUAAUAAUGAAUAUAAAAAUUAACUUAAUAAAUUAGUUUACUAAAAACUAAGCAUUUAAACUGAAACCAGCAAAUUUGUUAAUUAAUAUUAUGUUUUUAAUGAACUAUAUAAUUAAAUGAAAUAACGAAACAUUUCGUCCGAUUAGUAAAAAGCAUUUGCUACGAAGCUUGAUAAAAACUAAAUAAAUAAAUAAAUAAUUAUAAUUAUUUACAAGCUGAUAACGGUAGCACAGCUAGUCAAUUAUAAAUAAAAAAAAAAUCUUAGAUGAUUUUAUAUAACAUGAAAAUAUGAAAUCAUUAACAAGAUGAUCUAUAAAAUAAAUUUUAAAAAUGCCAAACGGUGCGUGAAUUAUUUUUGUGCACUUACGUACGUGGAUUACAUUAGAAUUUAAUCGUGUAAAUAUAAUAAUCUCGAAGUUAUUAUAUAAUAAUUGAAUAAAUAAAAUAAAUGUAGGACUCGAGUACGUGUGCUAAAAAUGUUAUUGCUGUUUAAAAAAUAAUUUUCGUGGCUUAAUUAAUAUCAUCCACGUACGGUUAUCGCACGAAGUGGUUAAUUGCUCGGAGGAUUUUAAAAAACAAAAUACAUAAUUAAAAAAAAAUUUUAAAUCACUUCCUCGCCAUUCCGAUAUCACGUCCUUUUUUAUUGUUGUUGAAAUAUUAUUUGUUUUUGAUUUUUUCCUUUAUUAAUAUUGUUUAUUCUUAUUUUUAUCAAAGCCGUCCAGCUUAUAACGUGAAUGAAUAUUUCCUAUUAAUAUUGUUCACAUACAAAGUAUACUUAAAACCAAAAAUAAAUAAAUCAAUGAGUAAAUAAAUAAAAUAAUGUACUUAGAUUAUUAAUAUUAAUAAUAAUAUAAUAAUAUAAGAAUAAUAAUGAAUCAUUUAAAAAAAUUAUUCACUUAAAUUACUUAAUAUUUAUUAUAAAAUGGCUAUUCGCAUCGGUACUAUACAAUGAAAACUAUAGUGUAAAUGAAGCUAUACAUGAACAAUAAAUUUACUACAGUGUAAUGUAAUAAGUGAGGUUAUAUACAAACAAUUUACUUGAAUUAGCGGUGCGAAUAGCUUACUGAACAAUAAAUUGGCAGUUUUUAAUUAUUUAUCUAAAUAGGACGGCAUGUGCUUUUUACAAUAAAUAUUAAACUGCAAAAACAAAUAUAUAUAUUGAAUAUUUCUAUAUAAAAAUAUAAAAAGUAUUGAUCAAGAGUAUCAUUAAUUUUUUUGUACCAUAAAUGCUUGAAGUGAAUGAAAGAAUGUCUGUUAGGGGAUUUUUAAAUGAUUAAUGUAAAUGAGACUAGUCUAGGGGCCACUCAAUACAAAAUCAACAUUUACUGUAGUUAUUAUUUUUAUUUGUUACCUCACUAAUCAAUUACGGCAUUGCAUCAGCGCCGAAUUAACCUUGUUUCGAGCACACGCAUCUAAUCAUUUUCUAACAAUAGUCAGCUGUCGUUAUGCUUUUUACACUUGUAGUAAAUUAAUUAUUAAACAAUAGAAGAUGCAUGUUAAAUAAUUUUAUUAUAAUUUGAGUGAAAAUGUUUCGUCGUACAUAUUUAAUUAAAAUAAAAUAUAUAUUAAUAUUGGUAAAUAAAAAAAUAACAAAAAUGCUUUGUAUGAAUUGACUGGUUUUUAUUCAGAAAACAUUCCAGUUGCAUUUGUAUGAUUAAUUAAUACUGCUCACAAGCUCGUAAAAUUAUUGCGGUUAUAAAUUAUAACGCAGUAAACAAAAAAUUUUUAUAUUUGUUUAUAGAAAUAUAUAUAUAUAAAUAUAUAUUAAUAAUAAUUGUAAUUGUAAGAUUAACAAAUAUAUAUGCGAGUGCUGUAUUAUCAUGCAAAGUUGUUAGUAAAUUCCCUCCAUAAUGCUAAUGAAAAAAUUAAAUGAAAAAAUUGAAAAAAAAAA